CGAUGCCAUUCUGCUGGAGGAAGUCUCUUGUUGCUUCCGGUUCAAAGUUCGUAAAACCACGUCACCGAAGUUCGACUGAAAGGCGUAUGUGCAGAAACUGUGGAAAAAGAAGUGAGCCUCAAUUGUGUGCAGGAACAAGAGUAGGCAGGACUUCAAACUCAGUAUAAUGGACAGUCAUCAGCCUACAAACCCAAGAUCACUGGAGGGUGUUCCGGGACCAGAGGGCGGACCUAGCACAAGCAUAAAUGAAGUCAACAGCGCAGUACCAGUACAACCAACACCUAGCACAAUCAUAAAUGCGAUAAACAGUACUUUUUCUGUACAGCCACCAGGCGGCAGUUCGUCAGGACGGAGGGACGACAUCCGCUUUGAAAAUAUCGUAGGAGUAACGAGACAACAUCUGAAGACGUUUGACAAGAGAAGAUUUGUGGAGACAGGAGCCUAUCAUGAGGCCCGACAUCGUGUACAAGACCUUGGAGGCUUGGUGAUAGUUGGACAACGAGGGAGUGGUAAAACAACCAUUGGCAUGCACCUACUGAAAUCCUUUAAACGAACACCCGUCAUCCUCUCCAGUCCUGAAGAUUGGUAUACACUUCCUCUGCGACAAUCAAGAAGAGAAAGAAUGAACGUUCUUGUGGACAAUAUAUUUGGAUUUGACAACCUUGACUACCAUCGGAAAGAAGCCUGGUUGCACAUACUUGAUAUGAUGUCGUCCCAGGUUCAACUCGGCCUCGUAAGUGUUGUUAUUUUAUUGAGUACCGAUGUUUACAACAUUUGUGAAAAACAACUCUCAAGAUUCUCAUUGUUUAGAGUGGCACACAUCUUAUCACUAUCAGACCCACAAUAUCAUUUAAAGCCUGAAGAAAAGUUAAAAAUGGUUCAAAUCCACAGGAAGAAAGGAACCCCCAUAACAGGUGACACUAACAUUGAAAUGGCUCUGGCAAAACUUAGUAAUGUGGCAUUUCCGCUAAUUUGCCAUACGUUUGCAAGUUGUAGAGAAGCACAAGAAAGAGGCCUGCAGUAUUUUCAAAACCCAGUUGAAUGUAUUGUGAAGAGAUUCAAGAUAUUGAAAGAACAAAAUGAUGUUCAGUACAUUGUUUUGGUUCUCCUUGCCGUGAUGCAGGGGCGGCUACCAAAGAGGUUUUUCUAUCCAGACAGACAGUCCAGUGAAAUCAAGGACAUUGCCCUUGUUUUGGAAAAGGUCAAGUAUUUUGUUCCUCGUGGAGUUGGUAUAGAUUUGAACAAGCUACAACGUACCACAGACAGCAUGGUUGGGGAAUAUUUGACCUUCUCAAAGAGAUACCAGUCUUACACGUACCUAAAUACACUGUAUUAUGAUUCUCUGCUCCUCAGCUUUGCAGACAACCAUUUGCAAGAUGUCAUUGACAUAUGUCCAGCCACAUUUCUUGUUCAGUAUAUACCUGCAUGCAAUCCUUCGGAGAGAAGCCUUGCAGGUCAAGUUCAGAGGGAACAUUUCAAGAGCUUGGCAAGAAGAAUAGCUGCUGAGCUCACAGAAGGGGAUUUCUUCACCAUACUCAACCACCAAGCUUUGAGGGAUAAACAGUUUGUACAUGUUCUAACAAAACAAGUCCUGGGAUGUGAGGGUUGCACGCGUAUCUGCUAUAGGAAAAUUGGUUUCUUACAGUUUUACCAAAAAGCGCCAUUUAACUUAGCAUAUUCUUCCUUAGUGUCUAAGGGACCUCAUGAGAUAUUUCUAAGUUCACUAGGACAGACAAAAAGAUGGCUAUUCAACUUUAAGUCUCUUAUUUGCUUGAUAAUUAUGCAGGAUUUGCCAUUGCUAGCAAACCAAAUUGUUUCACUGUCUACGUGUUGCUUUGACCGGAGACUGCUACACUGCGCAUGUUUCAUGGGACUCAAUGAUAUUGUAGGAGAACAUCCAAGCAUUUCCCCAUUACAGCUGAAUGACAUGCUGACCACAUGUAUUGUUUCCGACAAAGUUAAAGUACGUCUAUUCAAAAAGCUUCUAACAUGGUGGAGAAAAACCAAACAACAAUCUUCAAGGCAUAUCGCAUACUUAGCAGGCCUAGCACUUGCUGUUUUCAAGGAGACAUAUGUGAGGGAGCUUCUGAAAACGCUGAAAAAGUUACCUUGUGAUUAUGCAGGUUUACUGGACAAAUUUCUUCAACAAAUGUUGUUUCAUUGUUACUAUUGUGAAGAAGUUUAUAGGCCUCUUCAAGUUACUUGUGAUGUCAAGAUAUCAGAAGCACGAAAGUUGAUACAACUGCUGAUAGAUGAAGGAGCUCGGGAUCAGGACGGCAAGAUGAUCUUUAUGGCAUCUCAACACAAAUCUUCAGAUGCUCUGGAAUUGUUACUAAGACAUAGUUCCAGCUUAGAAUACACUUUAACGGAGGGUGAGGGUUCAUGGACACUUCAUUUGUCAAGCUUUAAAUCUUGUAUCAUUGGUACAAAAGGGCGAACUCCUCUUUUGGAAGCCUCUUGUCGAAGUAUUGAGUCCGUGAAACUACUGCUUGCCCAUGGUGCAGAUGUGAAUGCAAAAGACAUACAUGGCUACACCAUUCUUCAUUCCAAACUUGUGUAUAGUGACAUUGAAUGCCUGAAGAUUAUAUUAUCAACCAUAUCACCAACCCUGGGGUCAACCUCAUCACCAUUACUCAAAGCAAGUGAGUUUGGUAAUCUAGAUUGUUUCCUCUCUCUUCUAGAAUGGUAUUCAAAACUGCCAAACAGACAGGAUGUCCUGAUUGCCCAGGACGUUGUUGGUUCAACAGCUCUCCAUAAAGCUGUUCUGUCUGGAAUUGAUGUGAGGGGUAAGGUGGAGGCUCUCAUUCAAGCUGGAGCUGACGUCAAACUCACAAAUAAUAAAGGCAACUCAGCUCUUCACCUUGCCUCAGUUGGCAACAGUAUUGAGGUUGUUAAGAAACUUAUUGGAUCAGGUGCAGAUGUAAACCAGAGAAAUGAAGAAGGAAAUACACCACUACAUUUUGCGCUGUCAAGUAAAUCCACAAAGGCAUGUGUGGGAACGCUCCUGGAAAAAGGUGCAGAUAUUCUGUUGGAAAAUAGUGUAGGUGUCACGCCAUUAUUUGAAGCAGCUGGGAUGGCCUCUGUGGAAACACUCGAGUUACUUCUGAAGUACUGUCCACAGAACCCACUUAGUACACAUGACCUCAAACUGAAUCCGUUAAUGGCUUCUCCAAAUCUGAACAAAGUAAAACUGCUGACCGCUUCAGGAUUUUGUACAACACCAACCGUUGCUCAAAAGUUUCUAAUGGUGCUAUCACGAAUGGAUUUCCCUACCACAUCAGACAUGGGUGUAAUUGAUGAAUUUAUUGUAUAUCCUUCAGAAUCAGAACUUGAGUGGCAAGAUGAGUGGUAUGACAAGCUGGUUUUUCAUCUUUGUGAGCGUGGUGCAAAUAUCAACCUGCUAGUUGAACAAUCCCUAGAAAGAACCUGGCAACAUUGUUUUUAUGACUGUUCAGAGUCAAUCUCAUUUGAGGGGAAUUCAAGCAUUUCAGAUAGUGAUAUUUCAGAAUCCUUGGGCUUCACGCCCCUCCAAGCAGCUAUGAUUGGAAGUCAUACCAAGAUGGUUAAAUGUUUGUUGGGAAUGGGUGCUGACCCAAAUAUCAAAUCUGCUCAAGGACACAUAAUUCCAUUUAAGAUAAUGGAUAAAACAAAUUCCAAGUUAUUCGGGAGUCCACUUGCUUUUACAUUUCCCAUAUCUUUUGAGAUAAUCAGAUUGCUAACUGAAAAUGAAAGAAAACUUAAUUUUGCCGACAAUGCUGACAAAAUGAUGUGUGCUAUUUCUGAAAGAAAGUUUUGGAAGACUUUGGAUUUUUUCCUCAAUCAAGGAGGUAUUGACGUAAAUUCCAGAUUUGAUAGAGGUUUUUUGGGAACUGGAACAGCACUCCACAUCUCGUGUGAAUCAUGGAGGUGUUUGGAGGUCCUGCUGAAACACAAUGUUAAUGUCAACAUGCAGGAUGACCAGGGGAACACAGCAUUGCAUUUGUUAGCAAACAGACAGAAAAGCCAAGGCAAAAUUGCUCUAUUGCUUCAAAAAGGGGCAGACCCUAACAUCACAAACAACAAAGGUCAAACUCCUCUCCUUAGUGCCUGCUCAAUGAGCCAGGCUCCACAGAAAUAUGAAUCCAAACAAAAAGAAAAAAUAUGCAAUUUCAAAGGACUUGAAAAUAUAAAACAGCGGCAGACGUUGAGGAUAAAAAAACGGACAGUUGACAUUACAAGGUGUUUUAAUGACACUGUUGAAGUGCUCCUGAAGUAUAAGGCUAAUGGGGACGUAACAGACAGUGAUGGAUUUGCUGCCCUCCACGUUGCUGUUCGACAAUCCAACUAUGAACUGUUGUGUGUCCUGUUAAACGGGGGAUGUGACGCUAAUGUUAGCGAUGCUAAUGGAAACACGCCUUUGAACCUGUUACUGGAACUUGUGGCCGAUUGUCAACAGGGGACAGCAUCAUACUACAUACCACACCACAGACGGGAAAUCCAGGUUUGGAAGUUUGUGAUGGAACUGUUAGACAGGAAUGCUGAUGCUGAUAUCCAGAACAGUAAAAAGAAUGCCCCUCUUCACCAUGCAGCUUCCAUGAACUGUCAGCGCUCACUGGAGUUGCUUUUAGAAGCUGGUGUCGAUGUGGAUGUAGAGGAUGCACAUGGAAAGACACCUCUACACAGAUGUGCACAAUCUGGUCAUGCUAGGAUCGCUAGGAUUCUGUUGGAAAACAGCAGUGACGUUAAUGCUAGGGAUGAUAAAGGCGACACACCUCUCCAUAUGGCUGUGAGAAGAAAGCAAUACAACAUGGUGAAGCUGCUUGUACAGAUGGGUGCUGAUCUGUCUGAAACAAACACUGAUGGUCUCACUGCCUAUGACACAUGUGUGGAGCUGGAACAAUCAUGCAGUAGAGCCUGGUGGAUUCAUAAGGGACAGAAACUCUUACUUGUUCUAAAUCCUGUACACGAGAUGGGCAGUUUCUAAAGAAGGGCUUCUGGUAGAGAAAACACCCUCUUGUUUUCACUACAUGGAUCUAAUGUGGAUUCAAUCCCUUUGGAGGACCUAUCAGAAUAGAGGAUCAUUCAUGGUCAGGAAAAGUAUUACGAUCCUCCCCAGAUCUGUAGCUUGUUACAGACCGUUAGUAGUAGCAGUAGCAGCUGUAGUAGCAGCAGUAGCAGAUUCAUGACGUCCAGAAACUGUUCCCGGUGUUGUAUAUCGUGUACAAAACAUAAACGCCACAUUGCAGCUGACACUUAAGAUUCCUAUACAAGUCAUACUUGAGGAAAGAGGUCUACAUACAUGUCUACCUUAGUGCAUCCCUCUGCUUUAAUAUAACGUGUAUCCAAACCAUGCUCUGCUAGAGUGAGUCAUGGGAACACGGGUGACCCAAUCUUCUAUGGUGCCACAGUUCGCUGUGCAAAGUUGCAUCCCUUGGACAGGCCAGAAACCUGUGAUCAUGGGUUUGAAUCCUGGGGUUGACCCACUUAUGUUUCUAGGUUUGUCAGCACCAUACCCGUGCUCGUGGGUUUCA
Messenger RNA from Haliotis rufescens (red abalone), 5510 nucleotides. RefSeq names its product serine/threonine-protein phosphatase 6 regulatory ankyrin repeat subunit A-like. Bases 167 to 4963 code for a protein of 1598 amino acids. The record is from RefSeq and is a predicted model, not a curated record. Gene Ontology annotation, cellular component: nucleus; cytoplasm. The transcript is spliced from 5 exons. Lineage: Eukaryota; Metazoa; Mollusca; Gastropoda; Lepetellida; Haliotidae. Gene Ontology annotation, molecular function: protein binding.